AUGAACGGCUUCAAUGAUCACAGCCUCGACGAGGAUGCGUUUGGAGCUUCAAAGGGUGGCAUUGUGUCGAGUUUUGAUGCUUUUCCCAAAACCAAGAAGACAUACCUCGUCCAAGGUCGCAACUCCUCAGCAUGGACCGUAACGCUCAUCCUCACAUGCAUAUACCUCUCCUGGUCCGAGAUAACGCGAUGGUAUGCCGGCUCGACCACACAAUCCUUCUCCGUCGAGAAGGGCGUGUCACACGACAUGCAAAUAAACCUCGAUAUAAUAGUCGCCAUGAACUGCCACGACCUACGCGUCAACAUGCAAGACGCGGCCGGCGACCGAACACUCGCGGGUGACCUGCUACGCAACGAUCCAACCAACUGGUCGCAGUGGACGGGCCGGAAGAUGGAGAAGGGCAUGCACGAGCUGGGCAAGGACGACGGCGUGAAUCCUGGCUGGGAAGAGCUGUGGGAUGUGCAUGAGCAAUUGGGCAAGGCGAAGAAGAGGAAGUUCAGCAAGACGCCGAGGGUCAGAGGCGCGCCGGAUGCGUGUAGGAUCUUUGGCAGUCUGGAUGGAAACAAAGUCCAGGGAGACUUCCACAUCACAGCGAGAGGGCACGGAUAUCAGGAGUUUGGCGAACAGCAUCUGGACCACAAGACAUUCAACUUCUCGCACAUCAUCCGCGAAAUGUCCUUCGGCCCCUACUACCCCUCCCUUACCAACCCCCUCGACAACACCAUCGCAACAACCCCCACCGACCAAGACCACUUCUACAAAUUCCAAUACUACCUCUCCAUCGUGCCCACCAUCUACACCGACAAUCCGGGCCUCCUCCCCCUCCUCGAGUCAGUAAACCGCGACCCCAGCGCCCACCCCGCCAAAUCCAUCUUCAGCACCCACGCCAUCAAGACGAAUCAGUACGCCGUGACGUCCCAGUCCCACACCGUGCCCGAAAACUACGUCCCUGGCGUGUUCGUCAAGUUCGACAUUGAGCCGAUUAUGCUGGCGGUUGUGGAAGAGUGGGGAGGCUUUUGGCGCCUCCUUGUGCGCAUCGUCAACGUUGUGUCUGGCGUCAUGGUAGCGGGCGGCUGGGCUUGGCAGAUGUACGACUGGGGACUGGAAGUUUGGGGAAAGAAGGGGCGCAGAAAGGGUGGCGAGAUGGGUAUGUUGGGCACGCCCGCGCGGGAAGAUUCGAGUUUCUUUGGAAAUGAGAAGAAAAGCUGGGAUUAG
Molecule: messenger RNA, 1215 nt
Organism: Parastagonospora nodorum SN15
Lineage: Eukaryota; Fungi; Ascomycota; Dothideomycetes; Pleosporales; Phaeosphaeriaceae
Exons: 3
Coding region: 1-1215 (404 amino acids)
Biological process (GO): endoplasmic reticulum to Golgi vesicle-mediated transport; retrograde vesicle-mediated transport, Golgi to endoplasmic reticulum
Cellular component (GO): endoplasmic reticulum membrane; COPII-coated ER to Golgi transport vesicle; Golgi membrane
Source: RefSeq, a predicted model, not a curated record